Molecule: messenger RNA, 879 nt
Organism: Brassica oleracea var. oleracea
Lineage: Eukaryota; Viridiplantae; Streptophyta; Magnoliopsida; Brassicales; Brassicaceae
Product: monoacylglycerol lipase ABHD6-like
Exons: 5
Coding region: 1-879 (292 amino acids)
Source: RefSeq, a predicted model, not a curated record
AUGGUGAACUUAGCGGUUGCACUAAGAUCGUCGAUGUGCAUUAUCGUGAAAUCAGCCGGACUUGUUCCACAUACCGUAGAAACCGAACCAGGAACAAAGGUUAACUUCUGGUUACCGAAAAACUCCGGCGGGAAGCCAGAAAAACCAGCAGUACUACUCAUUCACGGUUUCGCCGGCGACGGAGUAAUGACGUGGGCGUUUCAAGCUCGUUCGUUAUCAAAGAGAUACUCUGUUUACAUACCGGACUUGCUAUUUUUCGGUGGGUCUUACACCGAUAAACCGGACCGGUCACCAGAGUUUCAAGCCGAGUGUAUGGUUAAGGCUAUGAGUAUCCUUGGCGUGGAUAAGUUUGUCCUGGUCGGAUUUAGCUGCGGUGGCGUUGUGGCUUCCAAGAUUGCAGAGUUGUAUGGGAACAUGGUUAAGGCUUUAGUGGUAACCGGUGCACCUCCGAUUAUGACUGAUUCGAAUGUGAACCGGUUUGGGUUAAGUUCAAUGUCGGAUGUCUUGUUACCCAAAACGGUUAAAGGACUUGAGUUUCUUCUCUCCGUUUCUUUGCACAAACGCAUUUGGCUCCCAAGUUGUCCUCUCAAAGAUUACCUUAAGACAAUGUUCACAAAUAGGAAAGAAAUGGCUGAACUUUUAGAAGCUCUAAUCAUCAACAAUGACACUACUACACUCCCCAGUUUCCCUCAGAGAAUAGAUCUUUUGUGGGGUGAAAAUGAUCUAUUCUUCAGUGUUGAAUUUGCAAAAGAUCUGCAACGGAAAUUGGGUGAAAUGACAAGCAUGGAGAGUAUAAAAAAUGGAGGUCACUUGGUGCAACUGGACAGACCAUUUGUCUACAACAAACUUCUCAACAAAUUUCUUGCUUCUGUUCAUUAA